AUGGGUGGAGAUCUCAAUUUAAAGAAGUCGUUUCAUCCCGGCUUGCUUCGCAAUCAGAAACGAGUCUACGAAGAAGAGCAAAAAGCCCUCGAAGAACGCAAGCGGACCCAACAACGCAUCAAUGAACUCAAAGAAGAGCGCGCAAAGGAGGAGGUGCAGCGGCAGCUCGAAGCCGCCGGCGGCCAGAAACGAGUCGAUCGCGUCGACUGGAUGUACCAGGGCCCCACGGACGGGCAGAUGGGCACCACCGAAGAGCGCGAGGCGUACCUCCUCGGCAAGCGCCGCAUCGACAACCUCAUCAAGGGGACGGAUCAUCAGAAGCUCGAGAAGAACGCGGGACAGGAGAGUUUCAUGGUGAUGCAGAGCGCGAAUUCGGCCAAGGAUAUGGCCGCGAAGAUUAGCGCGGAUCCGUUGAUGCAGAUCAAGAAGCAGGAGCAGGCGGCUUAUGAGGCUAUGAUGAAUGAUCCGAUUAAGAGGAGGCAGUUGCUUGCGUCGAUGGGGAUAACAGAGAAAGAGAAGGAGAAGGACAAGAGGAAGUCGAGGAGGGAGGAUCGGCAUGAUAGACAUAGGAGCGAAAGGCAUCGGCGUGACUACUCUGAUGAUGAGAGAGAUCGGAGACGGAAACGGUCUCGCUCAGAGUCUAGGUCGAGAAGCCCGCCACGCCGGCGGAGGACGGAGGGUGAUGAUGAAGACAGCCGGAGGAGCAAGAGAAGACGCGAUUCCCCCGAGAGGAGGAGGCGCCGCUCCCCCGAUGAUGAGAGGGAAAGGAGGAGGCACAAAUCCCCUUCGGCUUCCCGGUCGAGGUCACCAACCCUGAGAUCCAAGGAUGAUAGGAGCUACCGGGAGAGGGAUGGCAAAUCUCACCGGAGUCACCGCGACAGGCAGGUCUCGCCUACCCGCCCAGAUGAUGAUCGAAGGAGUUCCCGGAGACGUGAUGAGUCUCUGGACAGACGUCGGCCAGAGAAAGAAAGGGGUGAUGAUAGGAGAGGCGAUGACCGGAGGAGGCGUGACGAUUCCGCAGACGGUCGCCGCAACGGAAGAGAGAACGGCGACCGAAGGAAUGGCGACUGGAGGCGCAACGACCGGGAUGGACCCCGCCAUCCCCGCGGAGGCAGAGAUUACGACAGGAGACCUGGUCCCCGGGAAGACCCACGCCCAUCCGAUCAAGACCGCGCAAAGAAGCUUGCCGAGAUGCAGCAAGCCGCUUCGGAGCUUGACCUUGACCGCGAACGACGUCUUGCGGCCGUCGAGGAUCAGGAGCGCCGGGCGAGGGAUGAGGAUGACAAGGCUCGGGAGGCGGCAGCCAAGUAUGGAGGGGACAAGCGAUUCAUCAAUGGCAUUCGGCAACAGGCUAAUAGUUUGGGCCUUGCCGAGAGUAUGGGUCGUGGCCGGCGGGGGCUUCAAGCUGAUGAGGACUAG
Scedosporium apiospermum is the source of this 1419-nucleotide messenger RNA. Its product is annotated as Pre-mRNA-splicing factor CWC25. NCBI's taxonomy places the organism in Eukaryota, Fungi, Ascomycota, Sordariomycetes, Microascales, Microascaceae. The record is from RefSeq and is a predicted model, not a curated record. Gene Ontology annotation, cellular component: U2-type spliceosomal complex. The transcript is spliced from 2 exons. The coding region runs from base 1 to 1419 and encodes 472 amino acids. Gene Ontology annotation, biological process: mRNA splicing, via spliceosome.